AUGACGACGAGGAAUAGGACCUUGUUGUAUAGAAAGUAUAGAGAUGCAUUGAAGAGCGUUCGAGUUCCAGCGGGUUCUUCGCCGUCUUCGUCGAGCUCCGGUGGGCCCGUGAUCGAGUUGGCAACAACGUUGUUGCUUCAUCAGAAUCGGUCUUAUGUUCCAGUCAGUACCGAGGAUCCCGGAACUUCCAGGUACAUCUCUCUCAGUUCUGGGGCUUGGUUGGAUUCGAAUUACAAAGUUAAAAAAGUUUUGUUCUAUGGAGAUAGCGAAAAUGGAAGGGAUGACUUUGUUAUUGUGUAUACAUUAUUGAUCUACUUCUUCAACUUUCAGGAAUUGGAUUUUUUGAUACGGGGUUCGGGUGGUCGAAUGGAGUUGUGUUGGCAUUCUUGGAGGAGUUUGGAUUGCCUGAAGACCUGA
Molecule: messenger RNA, 417 nt
Organism: Ilex paraguariensis (yerba mate)
Lineage: Eukaryota; Viridiplantae; Streptophyta; Magnoliopsida; Aquifoliales; Aquifoliaceae
Source: the annotation of a GenBank genome assembly